GUUUGUUUUCCGCUCCCGCUCGGCCGCGGGCGUGAGGGCGGUCACGUGAGGCGCGCGCCAUGGCGGCUCCGGCGGACGGCGCCGACCUGGAGGCCUCGCUGCUGAGCUUCGAGAAGCUGGACCGCGCCUCCCCGGACCUGUGGCCCGAGCAGCUGCCCGGCGUUGCCGAGUUCGCCGCCUCCUUCAAAAGCCCAAUUACAAAUUCUCCUCCCAAGUGGAUGGCUGAAUUAGAAAAUGAUGAUAUUGAUAUGCUGAAGGAGCUGGGGAGCCUUACUACAGCUAAUCUGAUGGAAAAAGUUCGUGGCCUGCAGAACCUGGCUUAUCAGCUGGGACUGGAUGAAUCCAGAGAAAUGACUCGAGGGAAAUUCCUGAACAUCCUGGAGAAACCUAAAAAGUAGCUGCAUCUAACAUUUGGAUGAAAAUACCCCAACUAAGUCAUUUCAUGUACUGCAGAUCCAGAUGAAGCCCAGAAAGUCUAAGAAGAACAAAGCUCUUGCCCUACACCUUCAGAAGCAAGCAUCUCGUUUUGCUUCCACAGCUCAUCUCUUUAUGGGGGAAAUGUACAAUAUGCACAGGUCACAGGGACUGCAGUUGGUUGCAUUGGAAUUCAGACUUCAUCUGCCCAUCCAGACUUCAUCUGGAUGUCCAGCAGGAGGACUUGGCCCUGACAUGCUGUGACACAGUUACCUGUUUCAGUCAGCAGUUCAAAGUGAACAGCCAGUGUCCUUACUCAGCUGCUCUCAGGGGCAGCCUGUUUGAGAUACACAGCAGAUCUGACCCUGGCCAGUGUCCACCAUGAGGCCUUGACCCUUUGGUGUGUCUUUGGUCUGAGAUUGAUUUCCUGUGUGCGACGCCUGUGCUGAAGGAUCUGAGCGUAGUUUGGGGUGUGGAUUGACCAGGAGCACUGGCUCCGCAGGAGCACAUGCUUUUAGUGUAGAAGCCAAGUGCAUUCUCUGCAUUAGAUUCCAGUUGCCCACUGCCUUCGGAGAAGCACAUCUGGUACCCCGAGGAAGAGCUCCAGACCUCUGGUGUGCCUGGAGCUUCAUUUCACCUCUGAGUGGUUCUCUAAGUGAAAUUGAAACUAACAGACCACGGGGAGUGAGAAGUGUUACUGUGUCUCCAGGAAGGUAUCCUCACUGAAGCUUUGGCCAGUACACAAAGAAACAGCUUUGUCAGUCCUCUGCAAUUCUUUGCUUCUUGCAGGGCUAGAGACUGGAAAGAGUUCUAAAGUUGCAAGAUGGUAAUGUUUUAAGUUAUCACUCCAAGAAGUGGCAUCAGGACUGUUAGCCACAUUGUGAAAAAGGUCGGUCUAUACAAGAUCUCAACGUUUCUGAAAAUAAUGUUUUGUGGUAUUUUUAAUUGCUUAACAACCAGCAACUCAAAAUUUUCUUCUCCUACAAACCCAGAAUUUUUAAGAUAGAAACUUCUGUGAGCUGCUCCCUUUCAGAACACUGUGAUUACAGUUUAAUGCCUUUUUCUUCUGUUCAUGCACUUCUACAUAUUCAGCCCUUGGAAGAUCUAUAGAGCAUGUUCAGACUUUUUGUUUUAUUUAAGAGAAAUUGUGUUUUCAUUUCAUCCUCUUUCCUUUUCCUAGAAAAAAAACAUUUUAAGCAUUAGUAAAUAUGUUCUUUUUUAGGAUACAACAUAAUGUUGAAACAUAACAUGACAUAAUGUUAUUUUUACCAUGCAGACUUUUCUAAAUGUGUCAUUUCUCAGGCUGUAGUCACAUAUGGGAGGAGAAAUUAUUUGGAAAUAUUACAUGUAACAGGCUGUCCUUACAGCACUGCAUUUUUUUGGCUUUGCAGAGAGGGGAGACUCUUUUUGGGUGUGCAAUAAAGAGGGAGAGAUUUUUUUGAUAAAAUAGACUUCUGAGUUUUACUGAAUUGCUGGUGACCCUUUGGUUUGCAGUCUGUGGUUUUUGGUUAAUGUCCAUCAGAACUAGGCUUGUUUUGAACAGCUCUGGUUAACUAAGUUAAGGUAGUUAAAUUCUACAUCCUGGAAAGACACUGCACAAAUUUAGAAAUAUCAGGAGCCUGAUUUAAGACUUACAGAGUUAUUUCUGUCCUUCACAGUUUAUGCAGGGCUGAGCUCAACAGGAACUCCAUCCCUUGAGAACAUGAGAAUUAAAACAGAUGAAUGAAAAGAGAAGCUGAAAGUGGUAGUUCAGGAACAGAAAAAAAACCCUAUGGUGCAAACUGAUGUUGAUGUAGCUUUAAGCACUGAAUUAUAGAUUUGGAAUGCAAAUUAAGGUUUGUAUACUAUAUAUGUAAUAUAUGUACACAUAUAUGACAUAAUGGGAUACUUCAUCUGUAUCAUCAGUAUUUUAUAGAGGUUUCUUGGUCCAACGCAUUAAGGAAUUGAGAUCUGAAAGGAGGAUAAAGGAAAAUAUAUGAAAGCCUGUCCUGGAAGUAUAUGUGUAUUUUCUGAUAUGUGCAGUAAGAAAUUUCAAACUCUGGGUGGUUUUUAGUAACAUACAUAUGUUUAAAAAAAAAACCAACAAGAUGAAAAAAUCUCCUUUUGUUAUACACAGUAAUCAACUUCUCUAGGGCUGCCAUUAACAUAUGCUUUAGAAUUGUGAUAUUUUUUGAUUUUGUACUUAUCAUCUGUAAAGGUGAGUCAAUGAUGUUAUUUUUUAUUGACAAUAUUGAUGUGUAUUUUUUGUGUGUUAGCCAGAGAAGUUUUUUCUGUCUGUUAUUGCUUUUUGGUUUAAUAAUAUGCAAAUGCAAAUCUCAGAGGUUUGUUUGGGUUUCCAAAAUAGCCCUCUGAGAUGCAAAAGCUUUUCCUUGGCCACUUAGGCAAUAGUAUUCCUCAGGCUCUUCUUAUCUGCAUGACACCACCUCAGGGUUUGGCCUGUGGAUGUUCCAUUCCCAUCAGUAAAUAAAUAUUUGUCAAUAUACAAAUGCUACUAAGGGGUUUUGUACCCUUUUGAACCCAAUUUUUUCCUUCAGUGCUAUCCUUCCUGACAUCCAUGCAGUUAUCUGUCUGUACAAGAAAAUCUGAGUGACUUUUUGUUACUGAUGGGAAUGAAGAGUGUAAGAAAAUCAAGAUUUGGUAAUAUUAAUCAAGCUGAUGCAUUGUUUUAUAAAAUGUUUUCAUGUAUUGGUAUAUUAGAUGUUACUCUGAGUUACUUGGAAAUCAACUCAAUAUUUAUUUGGUUCCUUUUAAAUGCCAGUGCUACACACAUUCAGUUAUAAAGGCUGUUCACUGUGGUCUUGGAUUAUCAAAUGCUUUGCUAUCUAAUCCAACUGAGAAGAAAUUUUUGUUUGUUAUGUUAAUCAUUAUGAAAAUAAAAGUCUGUGUGCACUGGCAAUUGAAUAACGUGAUAUUCCAUUAAACUCUGUGUUUUGCCAUUACAAAAUCAACAAUUUUAUAACAGUCCUGUAACUCACAGUUCUCAACUUUGAUUAAUAUUUCCCUCAAAAAGAUACCUAGGAAUGACAGAUUAGUGAAAAUUGCUUGGAGAUAACAUUUGAACCUUAUUCUGGUUUUACUGAUUUUUAUGUUACGUAAAAAUGCAAGGUGCUGUUACAAGUCAAAUCACAAGCCAGUCUUAUCUGUAAUCUUCUCUUUGCUUAUAAGCAGUUGUAGAAGGAUAGGGAAGGAUAUAAACAAAAGGCUUACACAGUGAUUUUGUAUUAGGGUAACUUACACAGUCUCCAGCAAUCUGUUUUAGUUGAAUCUGGUCCACAGUAGACCCUACCCUCCAUAAAUUUGUCUUAGUCCUAAUUUUUCUGUACUUCUGACCUGAAAAAUGCCCCAGGAUAGUGAGUUCCAUAAUUCAGUUAUACAAAGAAAGGUUAAGAAUUAAAAAAAAAAAAAAAAAGCCAAACAAAAAAAGCUUGGGGGGGGGGAAAGUUGUUCUAAAUCUGCUGAUAAUUCCAUUUUGAAACUUUCACUUAUUUUAUUGUUGGCAACAGUUGUUUGGAUUUUUUCUUCCUCUCUGUCUGUGCACUACUCAUGAUUUUUCAGGUUCUACUAUGGUUUUUUUAUGUGGUUAUGUUCACUUUCCUUGUGUUCACAAUGUUCAAUGGUUUGUCUUCUACUGCAGCCUGAGCUGGCAUAAUCAAUGUUGCAGAGUAGUCGUAGUGCAAGUAUACUGUGAAGUGUGUAUGGCCUAAUUGCAGCUCAUACUUUGUUACUCUGCUGUUUUCUUUCACAGCAUCUGGGCCUAAAUCUUGUUUUGAGUAUCUCUAAGAACAGGAUCAUCAGCCAGAUUUGCAGCUGAUCUCAUCCAUGUCACCUGCAGUAACUAGUGCAGGGCAAACAAUGAUUUUUGCAAAUCACAGUGACAGUGAUGCCAGCCAUUCCGUGCUGAUGAAUUGACACCUGGCAAUUCCAUCAUCAGCCUAUGCAGCAUGUGAAAAAGGUACAUUUCAUCAUUGUCACAUGGCCUGAAAUCCCGCCCUCCCAAAAAUUCAGUAACUUCUCAUAAACAUUUCUAUAGUACUUCUAAACUAAUGUAAAUAUUUAGAUAUAUACAAUCCAAAGAAGAAGACAGCUUGCAAAUUACAGUUGCAGAAAGUCCACAGCACUUCAUACACUCCCCUAGAACCAGCAUCAUUCAAAACCACCAGAUAAAAUCUCUGGUGUAGCACUUCAAGCAUCUUCACGUUUGAGUUUCUCCUAAGUAAGAACGUCAGGCAACAAGGGUACUUGUAGGGGCAAAAUGUGUCAUUUCUUUGAGUGAGCUAUCUGAACAUGGCAUACAAACUUCACAGAGCAUGAAAAUAAUCUUCACUUCUUAGUGUUGUAUCCCCACCUUCAUAUACCAGUCUGUACUGACACUUUUGAAAAAGUCAUUAAAUGAUCUUUAGUAGAAGGUGAUAAUUCAUUGAAAGACAACUUUCUAGCAGGUUGUCUCUGUAUCUUCAGCCCAGGAAAAUUAUAGUUGGACAGAAACUUCUCAUGGAACAACAACUCUGAGCUGGAUAAAAAUGAUUCGAAGAACAAAUGCAAAUGUUGUAAACACAUUUCUGUUAUAGCAAAACCUUCCCACUACAGAAAUACCAAAACCUACACCCACUCCUACAUGUACAUCGCAGCACAUACAUCAGCCAGGGUGCCCGAUACAUCCAAAAGGUAUUGCAUGUAUGAUGCCAAAAUACAUUGCCCUGAUAAGAGAUGCACCUUGGUAUUUUUAGAAGGCAAGAAAGGAGAAAAA
Molecule: messenger RNA, 5161 nt
Organism: Melozone crissalis (California towhee)
Lineage: Eukaryota; Metazoa; Chordata; Aves; Passeriformes; Passerellidae
Gene: LIN52
Product: lin-52 DREAM MuvB core complex component
Exons: 6
Coding region: 60-398 (112 amino acids)
Biological process (GO): regulation of DNA-templated transcription
Cellular component (GO): DRM complex
Source: RefSeq, a predicted model, not a curated record